AUGCCACUUAAUUCUGGGCUGUGGACCGCUCACGCAGAUGGAGAAGUCCUUCUGAGGCUGUCGAGACAUGGGCCAGGCCACGAGACCCCAGUAACCAUCCCCGAACUUUUUCGGGAGUCAGUCAACCGAUUUGGGACUUAUCCGGCCCUCGUAUCAAAGAGCACCGAAAACUGGGAAAUUCUUAAUUUCAACCAGUACUACGAGGCUUGUCGGAAGGCUGCGAGAGCCUUGAUCAAGCUGGGCCUGGAGCGGUUCCACGGAGUCGGCAUCCUGGGCUUUAACUCUGCGGAGUGGUUGAUCGCUUCUCUAGGCACCAUCCUAGCCGGGGGCCUGUCUGUCGGAAUCUAUGCCACCAACUCUGCAGAGGCUUGUCAGUAUGUCAUCACUCGUGCCAAAGUGAACAUCUUGCUGGUUGAAAAUGACCUACAGCUACAGAAAAUCCUUUCGAUUCCACAGAGCAGCAUAGAGACCCUGAAGGCCAUCAUCCAGUACAAGCUGCCAAUGAAUGUGCACAAUAAAGACAACCUGUACUCUUGGGAUGACUUCAUGGAACUGGGCAAUAGCAUCCCCAAUUCUCAGCUGGACCAGAUCAUAGCAGGGCAGAAGGCCAAUCAGUGUGCCGUGCUCAUGUACACUUCCGGGACCACGGGCAACCCCAAGGGGGUGAUGCUCAGCCAUGACAACAUCACGUGGACGGCCGGGGCGGUGUCCAGGGACUGCGGCUUCUCUCACGCCCGAGAAAAGCAGGAGGUGUUGGUCAGCUACCUCCCCCUCAGCCACAUUGCGGCCCAGAUGCUGGAUGUCUGGGUGCACAUGAAGAUCGGGGCCGUCAUGUACUUCGCUCAACCAGAUGCUCUCAAGGGCACCUUGGUCGAUACUCUGCAGGAGGUAAAGCCUACCAUCUUUUUGGGGGUGCCCCGAAUUUGGGAGAAGAUGCAAGAGAGGAUAAAGGAAAAUGGCACCAGAGACUCGCAGUUGAAGAAGAAGGUGUUUUCAUGGGCAAGAGCUAUUGGCUUAAAGAUCAAUAAAAAAAAGAUGCUGGGGAUAUACGAGACCCCCGUGACCUACCAGUUAGCGAAGGCGCUCGUGUUCAGCAAAGUCAGGAGCGCCCUGGGCCUCGAACGCUGCCGCUUUCUCAUGAGCGGGGCCGGGUUCCUCGGCCCAGACACCUCCGAGUUCUUUCUGAGCCUGGACAUCCCUGUGGGUGAGAUGUACGGUUUAAGCGAAAGCUCAGGACCUCACACGGCACACAGCUGGGAAAACUACAGGAUCCUAAGCUGCGGAAAAAUCCUAAGUGGGUGUAAAAAUAUGCUGUACCAGCAGAACAGCGACGGCACCGGGGAGGUGUGCCUCUGGGGCCGGCACGUGUUCAUGGGCUACCUGGAAAGGGAGCAGGAUACCAUGGAGGUCAUCGACGAGCAAGGCUGGCUGCACAGCGGGGACUUGGGCCACAUGGACAGCCAGGGUUUCCUCUUCAUCUCUGGCCGUGUCAAAGAAAUCAUCAUCACAGCCAGCGGUGAGAACGUGUCCCCUGGCCCCAUCGAGAACAUGAUUAAGAAGAAGAUCCCCAUCCUCAGUCACGCCAUGUUGGUGGGAGAUAAGGCGAAGUUUCUGAGUAUCCUGCUGACGCUGAAGUGUGAGAUGGACUCGAUAACCGGAGAGCCGUUGGACAAACUGAACUCGGAGGCCAUCAAGUUCUGCCAGAGCGUGGGCAGCCAGGCGACCACCGUGACUGAGAUCGUGGGGCAGCACGACCUCCGGGUCUACGCGGCCAUCCAGAGGGGCAUCGAUGCUGCGAACCAGGAGGCCAACUCCGGCGCACACAGGGUUCAGAAGUGGGUCAUCUUGGAGAAGGACUUUUCCAUCUGGGGUGGAGAGCUGGGUCCAACGACAAAGAUGAAGAGAUACUUCAUAAUCCAGAAAUACAAAAAGCAAAUUGAAAACUUCUACCAGUGACUUCACUGCGAGCCACUCUCGGCUGCCCUGCUGGUGAGACCGGCCGCGCCUCGAGCGAGUCCAGCCCAGGCGGUCCCUCGUGUGGCAGGUAGGUCCGCGAGCAGAGCUGUGGCAGCCACGCGCACACGUGCGCACGCCUUCGGUCACCGUGGUCCUGGGUAGUGUCCGGCCUCGGCUCUCGCUGUCUCUGCCAGGGUCGCGCAGGGCACGCGGGCUCCUUCGUGGUCGGCCGCCCACAUCGUUAGCUGUUAUUCUGGCCUUUUCCACUUGUCGCUGAGAGGGAGCAGAGCAAUCUUCCCCUCCAGGACCAGAGCUGUUCGUUAGACGCCCAGAUGUUUCACUGUGGCCUCUCUGGAGAAAGCCGCUUGCCAGAAACUUGGCUGAGGGGAGCACUACCUGCCAGGAACCCCAGGAAUGAAGCGUGGUGGCCCGUCACAGACGGCAAGGGACGGAGACUUGUGUUCCUGCCCAGCCCUCCUUCCCCCCCAAGUCUUGUCCUUAGGGAGCCCCCGUGACACUGCGAGUCACUAGACGUGGUGCAGGCAGAGAGAGAACGCGCCGUCACAUCGUCAGUCAUCCUUGGGGCCACCUGUAACCCUGUGGC
Messenger RNA from Pteropus alecto (black flying fox), 2560 nucleotides. It is a transcript of the gene ACSBG2, whose product is annotated as acyl-CoA synthetase bubblegum family member 2. Gene Ontology annotation, molecular function: long-chain fatty acid-CoA ligase activity. Lineage: Eukaryota; Metazoa; Chordata; Mammalia; Chiroptera; Pteropodidae. Gene Ontology annotation, cellular component: membrane; endoplasmic reticulum. The transcript is spliced from 12 exons. The record is from RefSeq and is a predicted model, not a curated record. The coding region runs from base 1 to 1956 and encodes 651 amino acids.